UUUUUUUUUUCUUCGUCUUUGUUUUUCUUCCCUUCCCUUGCUCUGCAAAAGAAACAAAUCUCUUGUUUUGCUUCUUCUCGUCCAUGGCGUUCAUCAAAUUAAAUUUCAACGUAGACGUCCACAAGUGCCUAAGCGGGCUCAAGGCGACGCUGGGACUGGGCAGGCCGAAAUCUAGCAUCGAUAAAUUGGAAAAGGAAAUGGAAAGAUUGAGGGCCAAAAGGGACGACAUCAGGAACCAGAUCGUCGAGGCGGUGUUAGAGGGGAAGGUUCCGACCAACGAAGUGAACCGGUGGCUCGAUGAGGUGGAGGAAUUGGAAGGCAAAGUGACUGCUAUCAACCAGGAUUUCCAAAGCAUGAGUUGCUUCAGUUGCAAUUGCUUCAAUCAAACUGGCGGCGCAACGAAUCAAACACGGCAAGUAGGAGAUCAGGUCCCUAUCAGAGAGUCAUCAAACUGCUACUCCAUCAAUCGAAGAGCAGCGGAGAAGCUCAACGAGGCUAAUGAAUUGAUGAGCCGAACUAAUGCACUGGAUCCGAUUGCCAUUACCACAAUUCCUAGCAGGAUAGGAUCUGACAUCCAAGAGACAAUGGCAAGAUUGAGAGCCAAAAGGGACGACAUUGAGAACCAGAUCAAGCAGGCGGAGCGCGAGGGGAAAAUUCCGACCAACGAAGUGAGCCAGUGGCUACUGGAGGUGGAGAAAUUGGAUGGCCAAGUGGCUACUAUCAACCAGGUCCCUAUCAGAGAGUCAUCAAGCCACCACUCCAUCAGGGCGAAGAAGUGCAACGAGAUUAAUGAAUUGAUGAUCCGAGCUGAUGUACUGGAUCCGAUUGCUACAGUUGGGCCUCCAAAACCCAUCGUGACGCUUCCCAUCGUAUACCGAUCACAUGUUGGGAUUGGAUCGUAUGUGGAGGAAAUUGUGGGCUACAUCGAUGGUGGAAAAGACAACAUCAUAGGCAUCCACGGAAUGGGUGGUGUCGGUAAGACCACCGUAUUGAAGAGCAUCCAGCAUCAUUAUCUUCUUAAGCAUACCAUAUUUGAUCCUGUCAUUUGGGUUGUGGCCUCCAAAGACUGCCAAUUGAAAAGGCUCCAGAUGGAUAUUGCUAAGAGUCUAGGACUGAAGACACUGCAGGAGAGUGACGAUGAACAAACUUGUAGUGAUAAACUAUUUAGCUACUUGAAGAACAAGAAGUGCUUGUUGUUUCUUGAUGACAUUUGGGAACAUGUGGAUCUUCAACUGUUGGGGAUGGCACAUUCGGCUACUGAUCAAGGCCAGCAACAGCAGCGUAAAGUCGUGGUAUUCACAACCCGCAACCUGAUAGUGUGUGCGCAAAUGGAAGCAGAAAAGAAGAUCAAAAUCGAAUGCCUGAAUCCAGCGCAAGCAUGGCAACUCUUUGUUAAGAACUUCAAGAGUGAUGCUCCCUUCUCAGAUGCAGGAAUCUAUUCUGUUGCUCAAGAACUUGUUAAAGAAUGUGCAGGUCUUCCGCUCGCUCUUAUAACCGUUGCCCGAGCCAUGUUAGGGAACAAGUCUCGGGAUGUUUGGAAUCACGCUCUCCAUCAAAUAAGGAAUAAACAUCAGUGGACAACCAUCGGUCUGUCAGAAGAUUCAACCGUAAUGUAUAAAGCCUUCAAACUAAGCUAUGACAGUUUAAAAAAUGAUUCUAUAAGAGAGUGCCUUUUGUGUUGUGCUUUGUGGCCUGAAGAUCACGACAUCCACAAAUUUGAGGAAUUGAUACCGUGUUGGAUAGGUUGUGGCAUAAUCCAUAACGAUAUAGUGUUCCCACCUUAUUCUAUCAAUGAUGCUUUCCAACAAGGAUGCUUGCAUUUGGAAGCUCUCAUUAAUGCAUCCUUGCUAGAGCACUCCUCUAGACGACCGGAUUAUUACGAGGCUCAACAUGUAAAGAUGCAUGACGUUAUCCGAGACAUGACACUACUGACGUUGAAGGGGAAUAAAAGGAAAUGGAUUGUAAAAGCUGGAAUUGGGUUGCGCCAUUUGCCUAGACAGGAGGAAUGGCAGGAGAUAGAGCGAGCAUCAUUCAUGGACAAUGAGAUUACUUCUUUACAAGACUAUGGAGCUUCUACUUUUCCAAAACUUUCCAUGUUGAAUCUCCAUAGUAACCAUCUGUCGGAGAUUCAUCCGAUGUUGUUCACAAACAUGCCUCGUUUAACAUACUUGAAUCUCUCUCUCAAUUUAGGUAUUGAAGAGCUUCCAAAGGAGAUUGGUUGUUUAACCGAGCUUCAAUAUUUAAACUUGUCCGAAACUAGUAUUACCAAUCUGCCUGCAGAGUUUGGUCGCUUGGGAAAAUUAAAGUACUUGUUUCUAAGGGAUACUAAGCUUGAGACCGUACCCAAUGGGACAAUAUCCAAUUUAUCAAUGCUCAAAUUCUUGGAUAUAAGAGAAAUUUAUCCUUCACAUGAGUGGUGGUGGGAUGAGUUGGAACAUUUCAGAAGACGCCCCAAAUAUUUAAGUCUGGGAAUUACCAUUGAUCCAGAUAAGCUCAAAAGACUAGACACGUUACCGUAUAAUGUCUUCGUAAGGAGCCUCACUGUGAGAGGACUGGGAAGUUCAAAAUUACCAGAGUACAAUCUGGGCACUUUACAAUGGAAUCACAAAGCAAGUGGCUGGGUCGAGAGUCUAGAAAUUUCAGAUGUCCCGGGAGACGAAUUAACGAUGACUGAAGACUGGAACCGGAUGUUAGAAUUCAAUUGUUUGAAGACUCUCUGUUUUAGAACACUAGAACAAUUGGAAAAUGUUAGGUUUAAUCAAGUUGAAGUUGGGUAUAAGUUCAAGAACCUUCGUGACCUAUACAUUUGUGGUUGCAACAAGUUGAAGGAUGUUUCUUGGGUUCUCCAUCUGCCAUAUCUUAAUCUUCUAGAUAUAAAAAAUUGUGAGGAAAUAGAGGAACUAAUAAGUAAUCUUGGGAACUCCAAUUCUAUAUCUCCCAUCAGGAUGUUGAGUUUGAAUGGAAUGAGAAAUCUGCAUCGCUUUGCACAUCAACCAUUCCAGUUUCCUGCCUUGGAAUAUAUACGUGUGCUUUAUUGCCCAAGGCUCAAAAAAUUACCAUUUGAGGCUAAAAUGUUGGAAAAGAUGGAAGGUGAAAAAGAAUGGUGGAACAACUGUAAUUGGGAUGAAGAGAGCAACGAUUUCCCCACCUGUUUUAGAUUAAAGGAGAUUGAAGGUGAAAAAGAUUGGUGGAACAACUUGGAUUGGGAUGACGAGAGCAUCAAGGAUUCCCUCACCCCUUAUUUUAGGGAAGUGUUUUACUAGUUCGAUGAUUGUGUCUAUCAACGACAGAUUUAUGACCAAUUUCAAGAAGAAACUUGGGCCUUUGGGGCAUGAGGCUGUUCGCUACUUUGUCUUCUUAAUUUGUCUUCAAUAAUAAUCAUGUUAUUUUGCUUUCAUAAUAUUUUUGUAUUAGCAUUCUUACUUUUGUAUAACAAACUUAUUUUCUUCUGUAAAUUAUACUAUUUUGUAAGAAUAACUCUC
This is a messenger RNA of Zingiber officinale, 3482 nucleotides long. Its product is annotated as probable disease resistance protein At1g61300. The record is from RefSeq and is a predicted model, not a curated record. Bases 84 to 3263 code for a protein of 1059 amino acids. The transcript has 4 exons. Lineage: Eukaryota; Viridiplantae; Streptophyta; Magnoliopsida; Zingiberales; Zingiberaceae. Gene Ontology annotation, molecular function: protein binding; ATP hydrolysis activity; ADP binding.